Molecule: messenger RNA, 2574 nt
Organism: Dracunculus medinensis (Guinea worm)
Lineage: Eukaryota; Metazoa; Nematoda; Chromadorea; Rhabditida; Dracunculidae
Source: the annotation of a GenBank genome assembly
AUGGGACUUGGCACUUUUAUCGAUUAUAAAACACCUGUUAUGGAUAAUGAUUGUCGUUUUAAUGUGAAAAAGGAGAACGAUUACGAUGAUAAUGGUACUUCAAAACAUGUUCACAUAACGCCGAAGUCAUCCACAUCGUUAGUCGACGCACAUUCACCUUCUACAAAUAUUUCACAGUCGACUGAAACGCCAAAUAUUUUUCCAAAUGGAUCAUAUGUAAAAACGGAAGACUUUUUAAAAAGCGGUACUGAAUUGAAUGGGUCAUCUUUAGCGAGUCAACAAGGUCAACAGAAUUUAGUGCAUAAAAAAGAGAUGACACUUGAAGAUCAUAAUUUGUUAACUGAUUUUUCGUAUUACGAUUCAGUAGCAUCAACAUCAAGCAAUAAUGAAGCAAAUAUUAACGACAAGUCUUCAACUGAUUACUCUGGUUAUAAUAAAUCGACUGUUAUUUCAUCACAAAGCGUCACGAAUGGAAACCAUUUAAUUAAUAAAAAUCAUUAUAAUCUUGUUGAUAAUCUAUUAACGGCGAAUGAUUCGAAUGCACAAUUCACAUCCGGAGAAUUUGCUGUAGAAAAAGUACCACCACUUUCGCCUUCAUCUGCGAUUGUACCAAAUUUUCCAUGCAGACAAAUGAAAAUAGAUUUAUAUCACCCGUUUAAAGAUAUUUGUGAACCUUUACAAGAUUCUCAACAGCGAAAAAUAUCUUCCACGAUAUCUUCUUCGGAUGUUGAACAUCGUCCAACCACGGAUGAUCAGUUAUGCCUUCCUAGUGAACAGACUAUCAAUAAAGCACUAGCUCUUCUUCAACGUCCGUCUACGAUUUUACCUAAAGCAGAACAGAAAUCAGCAGUACAUUCCAAAUCACAUAUUUCUAGUUAUACCUCUCCAUCAAAAAAAGAAGUUACGAAAAGGAGGACGAUGCAAGAACGACUUGAUAGAUUGCGGGACUGUGGAGUGCUUGAAGUUGAUAUAACAAAAUUGGAAAAGGCUAAUACGACUCAGUUGGCAAUGCUUAUGCGUCGAUUCAAAAAGCAAAUGCCAAUCAGAAAAUAUUUAUCAGAUGAGCUUAUUCAACACAUUUUCGAAAAAGAAACUUGUGAUCAUUUUGGUAAAACAGGAGCAGAAAUUGCAGGAGGAAUCGGAAUAGCAACUUUAAGGAUAAUCUCUUCUGCAACGUCACUUGCAUUAAAUGAUCCAAAUGACUCCGAAGCUACUGAAAUGAGUACAGAUGACGAUGAAGAUGAAUUUUUUCUUCCUUCAACAUCAUCAGUUUCGAAAUCCACAUUAGCAUCGAAACAUCCAAAUGCUUCUAUGCGCAUGAGUAAAUCGCUUACCACAUUCCGUUUUCAUCAAGAGCGAGUGCAAAUGGGAACUUUAGAUACUCGAUUAGCAUUAGCUAUUGAUGAAUGCUCAGAUCAGAUCGAAUGUAUUAAUUCUCAGUUAACUGAACUGCGUAAUAGGAAGCAAAGCUUAUGUGCGAAAAGCGAAUCGGCAGACGUUAAUUGUGCUCGAUGUAUACCAAUUAAUUCACAUUUACGACGAAAGCUUAUUAAGGUUUCAAGUAUCCUCUGGAACAAUGCAUCAGAUGAUGCGGUAGCUACAUCGACAUCUGCGAUGGAUCGAAUGAAAGCUUAUUCAAAUAUUGAUCACCAUCUUCACCCUCAUUUUUCAUUGCCUUCAAUGAUACCAGUUGAGCGACGUAUAGAAUUAUAUGUGAAGCGCAGGUCGAAUCGACCUUGUCGAUAUCUCCGGAAAAGAUUGGAUUUACCACCUUGGAUUUCAUCACCUUCGGAUUUAAAUAAUAAUGAAUCGAAAAAAAAUAUCGGUAGUACAAAAGUUGAUGAGAAGAGAAAGAGGAAAUUAGAAAAUUUGGAUGAGGAUGACUGUGUAAGUGAUAUGCAGGACGAGGAAUAUUUACCGUGGAAGAUUGCUCGUCGAAAUAAAUAUAAACGGCAAUCGUCACCACUGAAACGAGCUCAUCAAAAGUUGAUAAGGCGAUCAUUGGAUCAAAAGCGACAUCACGAACAAAAAUUGCACCGCAGAGCUCGAUUGGUGGCAGGAAAAAUCAAGGACUUUAAACAACAAACGUUCACUGGUGUAGAUCUCGAUGAUGCUCUUCCUGGUCUCCCUCAAAAGAUCGAUUAUAAAGAAAUAAGCAUUCCUAGAUUUUGCUAUAAGCCUUUGAACAUCUCCAUUAUAUCAGUGGAUUCACCUUGUACUCACCUUGCACAUAGUUCCACGCCGAUUGAAAUAGCAAAACGGCAUUUAUCUUUGGAAUUAGAGGAACGAAAGCGCUUUCAGCAGUACAGAGAUUAUAUGGCAUCGAAAGUGGAUCAGAGUACAGAUUCGAAAACAUCUUCUUUGCAGUUGAAACAACCAAAUAAAAAUGUGCCGACUGGAUCAGUCUUGAUUGAUUCAAGAGAGGAUUCGACAUCGGCAAAUCUUUCAUUACGUGUAAAUUUAGACGAUUCUCUCAUUGCUGGUGAUUAUGAUCGCCUUUCAGUUGUAGAGCCAUAUUCACCACGUUCUUAUUCAAACAUAGUUUACGGUGAUGAACAUAUGGAUGAUGAGUAA